AUGUGGGGAUACGCCGCCGUUCUGCCUGUCAUCUCAGCCCUAGUAUGGCUUUCCAUGCUGCUCGGGAUGCUCCUCUGGUGGGUGACCUCGGGGUCGCCCCUUCUCCCCAGCAUGGUAGACGACCAGAAUCAAACCAUCGCCUACAUCAGCGACGUUGGUGCUUUCACUCUCAAACCCUUGUUCAUCAGCAUGUCUUCGGUUAUGGUCGUAACACUGAAUGCCUCAUUCCUGGUGGAACGAUAUUUACGGCACAGCGGACUUCUGGCUGCCAACACUUCGAGGGUUCAAAAAGGGCUCAGCAUUGGCUCCAUCAUCUUUUCCACGAUCGGAGGUGCUGGCAUCAUUCUGCUGUCCAUCUUCGAUACCUAUCGGCAUAAUACCCUGCACAACGUCUUCCUCCUGUGCUUCAUCGGCGGUUACGUUGUCAGCGCGAUCUUGGUUUGCGCCGAGUACCAGCGCCUGGGAAUUCAUUACCGGCAGCACCGCAUCCUGCGCAUUUCCUUCUGGGUGAAGCUGUUCUUCAUCAUCGUUGAGUGCCUUCUGGCCAUUGCCUUUGUGAGCACCAACUGGACCAGUCACUACAACGUCGCCGCCGUAUUUGAAUGGAUCGUGGCUUUCAUCUUCACGUUGUACGCCCUCAGCUUCGCGCUGGACCUGCUACCUGCCGUGCAAACGGCACGACACGUCCCACAGGGCUUGAAGGAUGCCGAGAAGAAUCUGCAGAAUGGUGGCGAUCAGAUGGGGCGACCAGAGGGAUCCGUCAAUGAGUUUGGUAUGGCCUCUGUUGAGCAGCCGCAGCGAGCGCAGCAGUCGAGAUUGUCGAGAUUUAUCUCGUGGUGA
This is a messenger RNA of Cyphellophora europaea CBS 101466, 840 nucleotides long. RefSeq lists its product as uncharacterized. The transcript has a single exon. NCBI's taxonomy places the organism in Eukaryota, Fungi, Ascomycota, Eurotiomycetes, Chaetothyriales, Cyphellophoraceae. The record is from RefSeq and is a predicted model, not a curated record. The coding region runs from base 1 to 840 and encodes 279 amino acids. Gene Ontology annotation, cellular component: plasma membrane.